AUGCAGCUCACUCACUUCCUCCUCUUGGCCGGCGCGCUCGGCGCUGUCGCCCACCCGUCGGGCCAUGCUCACCUCCACCGCAGCGUCCAGGCCAGGGGCAAUGGUCCGGCCCAUGUCAAGAACGUCCACAACAAGCCGAUUCCCAAGUCCGCCGCUGCCAAGGUGGCCGAACCAGCCGCGAGCGUUGCUCCCUCACCGUCGCCGAAGCCGAAGCCCUCGGAGCCGACCGAGUCCGACGAGUUCAUUCCUUUCUGCGGUGGCACCUCGAGCAAAUCGAAGCGUGUGACCUACGAGCAGGUCAUGUACACGGGCAACCUGGGCACCAACGGCGGCUGCAAAUGGAACUCCAACCUGAUGCUGGUUCCCAACAAGAUCGCCAAGAAGUACAAAUACGUCCAGGAGUAUACCAACGUCGCCAAGGAGCCCUACCAGGUUAUCUGCGGUAACAAGAUGGGCGCCGACAAGCAGCUCACUGGCAUGUUCAAGGUCGAGGGCCAGGAGCAGCUCAUCUUCACCCUCCAGCCCGGCGAGACCAAGACCGUGGUGGCCGACUCGAACACUCAGGGCGUCUGCGCCUUUGCGCCGAACAAGGUCGAACUUACCAUCCAUGGCCAAUACGCUGGUGUCUGGGCCGAGUUCGACUUUGAGAACACCAGCAACGAGGGCUGGUCCGGUGCCGACUGCUCUUCUCUGGUCGCCCAGGCCUACGACCUGGACGUUCCCGGCUGCCGUAUGUCGGAAGGCGGCGUCGACUCGACCAUUCUUGCCGGCGGCAUUGGCGACAAUGCCUACACCAAGGGCAUGGAGAAGCUUGACGGCAUCGGACUUAACAUUGUGCCCGGUGCAACCGUCAUCAAGGUUUAUGUUGGCUUCGCUUAG
Molecule: messenger RNA, 879 nt
Organism: Chaetomium globosum CBS 148.51
Lineage: Eukaryota; Fungi; Ascomycota; Sordariomycetes; Sordariales; Chaetomiaceae
Exons: 1
Coding region: 1-879 (292 amino acids)
Cellular component (GO): extracellular region
Molecular function (GO): IgE binding
Source: RefSeq, a predicted model, not a curated record